ACAAAUAACACCACGGAGCAAGAGAACAAAUAACAUCGCGGAACAUGAGAACAAACAUCACCAUCUUCAAAUACCACGGCUAAUUGCUGCGAACGCGUGGACAAGCCAAGCAAAAAAUGAAAAAAAAAAGCGAUUACCACACCACAUAAUGUCAAGCAGCACAAAAAAAGAAGAUUGAAUCAAACCUCCACAUGAAUAUAAUUUACCACAUAAUCCUUACUACUUUCAUCCUGAAAUCCCUCAAUUUUAUUCGCUGGGUUGUGCAGUUAUAUGCGUGUGCGAACCACGCGGAACGCACGCUCACGUUCACACACGCUGGACCGUACACACGCGGGAACGUGCAUUCACACACUCACACACUUGCAGGAGAGUGGGAGCCAGUGCACGCCACCAAGCAAGGCAGUUACUCACUGGAUACCGACGCGCACACUAGCGUCUGUGCGCUCGUGUGAGUGUGUGAGCGCGCGGGAAGGAGAGCCAGCAAGUUCUGCGAGACGUAAGAUAUUCAGUAGUGGUUAAAAACUGCUUAUGACAAAAUAUGUGCGUUCAGUAACUAACGAAAACACUACCAACAAAAAAGUCAUAUAGAAAACUGUGUUUAAAAAAGCAGUAAACAGAGGAAUAAGACUAUCAUAUCUAAAGAUUACGAGACGCAAACAUUGACACAAGGCCCGUGGACGAGACGCAAACAUUGACACAAGGUCGUGAAGCAGAAUUAUACAAAUGGAAUAAUUAAAAAAAAAACUGUCUUUGCGUAACCUCGAGUGAAGAAACAUGUGUGAAUCCGAGCCUCACGGAGCCCCGGUCUCCAGCGGGUCACCCAACGUCGAGAGGCUCGAUGCUUCGAGCCCCGACCCGGAGGAGGCUCCGGCCAGCCCCAGAGACUCCAUACUAACCAAAGACUCUGAAGAUGGAAACCAAAAUGCGGCAGAGACGACGGAGAGAGAGACCGCAGGCUUCCCUGGCGGACCUAACGGAGAUGCGAGACCUCGUCGGGAUUCCACCGAGGCCAGAGAGCCUCCUCUGCUGGCUCCCGGGACAUCGAAGGACUCUUUAGCCGAAGAAUCGGAUGAGAUCGAAGGGGUUGAUCCCUUCAGCGUCAAGACAAACGAUGCGGUGGACUCUCGUCUCAGCCGUCAACUCUCCAAUAGACGAGGGUCCAAAACUGUCAACUUCAAGGAGCCCGAAGUGGAGGGCGCCCCGACGCAGAAUGGGUCUUCGCCAGCGUCCUCCAAGGGAGGAGAGCCCCUGGAGGAGGAGGAGGAGGAGGAGAAGAACGAGAAACACUCCAAUAAACAGUGGACGCUGGGGGAAGGCAACCCCGUCUAUCGCCUGUCCAUGAAACUCUCGCCAAACCUGUUCAACUUGACGGAGAUCCCGGGAGCCAGCCAGCACCGGGAGGCGGAGAAGGCGGGGUACCUGACCAAGCUGAGCGGGCGUAGCUUCCCCUACAUCCCGCAGUGGAAGCGGCGGUACUGCGUCCUGGCCAAGGGCAGACUCUACUACUACGAGCGCGAGGACAGCAAGUCGGGAGAGAAGGCCAACGGUGUCAUCAACCUCGAGUACUUCGACCACGUCGCCGAGGCCGCGCCGAAGGACUGCAAGAAAGCCACUAAUGUCUUCGUCAUCACCUCGCAGGACCGAAGCUUCUUCGAUCCGGGUCGGCACCUCUUCUCAGCGGAGUCUCUGCCGGACAUGAAGGAUUGGGUCAAGAAGUUACAGGCAGCGCUGGAACAAAUACGAAACAACAAUCGACCUGCGAUAUCGACCUCCACGAAGGAGAGCAUAAAGAGGAGGAAGGAGGAGAACCUAGAGAACAAGGAUAAAGGCCAGAAUAAGGAGAAUCAACAAGGCGUCGCCAAAGAGAAGAAGAAGAAAAAGACGGAAGAAUCCCAUCGAUCUCGCAAAUCAGGCGUGUCCUCGGAGAUGCAGACCCAGACAGUUGAGUCAACAUCAGUGACAUCAGGACAGGAGGCAGAGUUGCAAAUGAUGACAUCAUUGAAAGGAGGUGUACAACUGCCAGGACUAACAUCACACAAGGGCAUUCAACUGCCUGGACUUUCAGCCAAGAAAGAGCUGCAGGAUGCAAAAGUGACAGAGACUUCUGAAGCAAACAAGGAGGAGCUGCCCAUGUCUGGUCCGACACUGCUCUGUGUCACAAAACAGCGGGUGAAAGGGCCACAAGGUCGACGUGCACCACAGAACCAUCGGCGCACCUUGGCUGCUAAUGCACUCAAGAAGCGAGCCAGUUCCCUCUCGGCGCUGGAGUACCAAGACCUCAAUGACAACAGCGAGGAGCCUUGGCUAAACCGCUCACUGGACGUGCUGGAAGACGGCGGAGCUGGCGGGAAUGAAGCCCCCAGCGGGGCGGGGUCAAGGCCCACCCUCCCCUACAAGGCCUACAACUACUCCUCAGACGACGACAACAUCGACGACGAUGGCGACAUCUCCCACUCUGAUUCCUUCCCCAACUCGGCCUCGGGGAUGCUGCCGCCGCCUCCGCCACCUCCGCGUUCCGCCUCCUUCGGUCUGGAGCUGCGCCAGAACCCGCCCCUGGGGUCGGCAGAACUCCGGUCUCUACACAAUUCUCUGGGGGACGCACGGGGCUCGCAGGGGGAUUUAGGAGGACCUAAACGUUCGUUGAGUAACGGUCGGAUUUACGGUAUGGUGGGAGAGUGGCAGCAGGCGUCAUGGGGCGGCUCCAGGAGUUCUCUCAGACACAAUGGAGAUGUGACCGGUAGAGCCUCGCCUGUCAUGGACGACUUGGACAACAUGCUGAUGAAUCAGAGUAUCCAGCAUACCAGCGGCAUCAUGGACUCGAGUGAUGCCGGCAGUGAGGGCAGCACUUGCCGUGCAGUCGAUCAGCCUUACCAGCAGCAUCAGCACCGCCGCUACCAGCAGCACCAGCGGCCGCAGCAGCAGCAGCAGCAGCAGCAGCAACAGAAGCAGCAACAGCAGCACCUAGAACGGAAAAAGUCCCAUGAUCUCAGCCGAUUUGCUACCGCUGUUCGCCACCUGCAGCGACACGUCGUUGAAGUCGAUCGUGCCGUGUUCAACAUAACAAGCGACAUUGCAGACACGCGGCAGGAAGUGACAGCACUGAAGGAGGCCGUGCUGGCGUUACAGGUCGACACCGACACCAUCACAACGACGCUCUCCAACCUAACACAAGAGGCAAUCACAGCCCAGGAAAAAAUCACCUUCGCCACUCAGAGCAGAGCAGACUUUACACAACCAGCGAAAGAAGCUGAGAGGGUCCAACACGCCGCUAACCUAGCCCUGAGGGAUGCUGAGAGAGCGAGGCAGGAACAGCAGAAGAGUAAGAGGGAAUAUGAAGAGUUGGCGACAGAGGUGAAAAUGGUUUUAAAGGCACUCAAAGAUUCUCAGGCAACCGCCGCUGCUCAGGUUUUGGCCAUCACCACUCAAGGUCAACCUCAAACAAGGAGCAGCAACAAAAGCACGAUUACCGAGUGCCGUUGUGUGGAGAUCCAGGAUCAGCGCCACAAGACUACAGAUGACUCUGCCACGCGGUCGUCUCACGAGCACAGAGUGACAAAAGCAGCCGAGGGGAGCACAGCCAACCAGGUGCCGGGAACAUCCUCUCCAACGAGCGCCAGAGCAAGCGUAGGAAGCAUUUCUUCAACGUCUACGGGUAGUGCAAGAGUCUCUGUUGCAAGUUCAACUGGAUCUUCCGGGGCGACAGUUGUACCGAAAUCUUCAGCAAGUCCCCAGGCAACCAGCACCGGAAAGACCACGGGAUACCAGUCUCUCUUCGCCAAGUCAUCAAGCAUCAUAUCAGGACUGACCAGCAGGCACUCCCUCACAAAAUCUGUCUCAUUUGCUGAUCAAAAGGAUAAAGAGAAGACAAACAGUGAAGGAGCGGACAUAAAAUCAGCGAGUUCAGACAAAAAUAAAAAGGGCGACAGCAGAGAGAAACAGGAUGACAAGCAUCACAGUACUCUAGAGAGAAAAGAGAAGAAGGACGCAAAACACCAGAAGGACAAGAAGCACAGCAGUACAGACACCAGCAGCAUGGAACGGAGAAGCAAAGAUAAAAAAGAUAAUACUGGGAGAAAAGAUACAAGUAGCAUAGACAGAAAGGACCGAAAGGGCAGACAUGAGCAAAAGGACAGGAAAGGCAGUCUACAGGAAGCGAAAGCCUCAGGAAACAUUAUUUCACAGAUAUCCCUGGAUGACAUUCCCAUGGCGGACGAAAACAGUCAAGAGUUACUGAAGGAGCCUGAAGGACCCCAAGCCCAAGUUUCGACGGUGUGUACAAAGUGCUCUUCUGCCGAGAUCUCCCUGAAGCCCGCCUUGAACUUCUCCUUGGGAAAGUCCUCUUCCUCACCGACUGUCUCCUACGGUGGCACCAACAAUCGCCCUCGGGCAUUACCAUUAAAACGAGAGCAUCAUCGUGUUGAGCAAUCGAUCUCAAAUGCCUCAUCGCCAGAGUCUCCCACAGCACCCAGCCCGUUUCCUCGUCCAUCCUCGGGACUUUCCCCAUUAGAAGAAUCGCCACCGAUCUCAGAGUCAUCUUCCGUCUCAUCUCUGCAUAGACCUGGGUCAACGCCUGGACCUUUGGCCCGUCAAGGUUCCAUGACCACAGUUCCAGAAAACAGUGAAGUUGCUGGUCCACCACCAACAAAACGUCCUGGAGUUUUCGCUAUUAGUCGACAAAACUCAACGCCAAAUAUUCCACUACAACGACAAAACUCGGGCCCAAUCUUUCCUUUACAGCGACAACACUCCCUGGGAGUUGUGCCCGAGGAAGGGCGACUGCCGCGUCAGGAUUCACUGAUGUCAGUGCCCGAGGAAAGGCCCAUAGUGGAUCAGACAUUGCCACUGUCUCCAGCACCGUCGAUGACACAGUUCCCUCUGUCACCUACUGCUUCCUCGACAACACUGUGUGAGGCCGCUCGACGGGCGGCGCGGGAAUCGAUGGAGCUGGUGACUGGGCCGGUACUGGCCGGGUCGUCGAUGCAGGAAGCUACAGCCACUGGGACGCUGCCUGUGCUCGACCUUACUGACGAAGACAUCGAACCCUCUGCCACCUCGACGCUUAAAAAGGAUCAGAAACCACCUACAGGCGUUGUCGGCAUUCUAGUGUGAUUCAAACAAUGAUUCAGGGUAUUAACGAAUUGUAUGUCAAGGUACAUGGGAGUGUCAUGUAUUUUCCCCCAAAAAAGAAAAUGGCCUCUUGAAGCAUAUUGUAAUUUUGAUGUAAGACUUUUCGCACUCAGAGAACGAAUAUUAUUUGUUAAGAAUGGUUGAAGCAUGUGUUAGAUAAACAAGUGUCAGGGCGCCUCUUGGAUUAUCUGUACUUAAACGCGAGAAUCCUCCCGAUAGUCCACUACGGGCUCACCAUAGCCCGUGCUACUUGGCACUUUGUUCCAGGUAGCGAAUCUUAAAUAACAAACAACCACCUGAUAUCUGGGUGUUUGUCGCUCUAAGAAAACAUGUAUAUUUCUAACGUUAACAAAAAUUCCAGUUUGAAUUUUUCUUAAAUUCAGGAGAUAAGAUUCCUGUGUAAGUCAAGACGCUUCUUUUGUUAUAUUCUUACAACCAAGUUCCUAUCGUAGUUCUUGUUGAUAAGAGAACAUAAUCAAGAUAACACAAUUGUCAGUAACAGAAGCCAAAAUGUGUUUUGUUCUUUAUUUAUUUGUCUUCCGUGCAUGAUUCAGUCUUCCAUGUAAAGCAGUGUUGUGAGGUACUAGGGGUAUUUAAGCGAAUACUUUAUAAAGAUCUGCAAUCAUU
Messenger RNA from Procambarus clarkii (red swamp crayfish), 5754 nucleotides. The record is from RefSeq and is a predicted model, not a curated record. NCBI's taxonomy places the organism in Eukaryota, Metazoa, Arthropoda, Malacostraca, Decapoda, Cambaridae.